UGUCCCCUCGGACACAGCAGAUCACCGAUUACGGAAAGAGCCGAAGAUGGGGCAUCUACACUGAUCAUCAGGGCACUGAUGAUCAGUGUGCCCUGAUGAUCAGUGUAGCCCCAGCAGUGCCACCUGUCAGUGUCCAUCAGUGCCUUGUGUCAGUGCUCAUCAGUGCCUCAUGUCAGUGCCCAUCAGUGCCACAUCAAUGCCACAUAUCAGUGCCUACCAGUGCACAUCAAUGCCACAUAUCAGUGCCCAUCUGAGCUGCCUUUCAGUGUCACCCAUCAGUGCCAGUCAGUGCCACCUAUCAAAGCCAAUCAAUGCCACCUAUCAGUGCCAGUCAGUGCCGCCUAUCAGUGCCAGUCAG
Staurois parvus is the source of this 358-nucleotide messenger RNA. Lineage: Eukaryota; Metazoa; Chordata; Amphibia; Anura; Ranidae. The record is from the annotation of a GenBank genome assembly.